Messenger RNA from Drosophila virilis, 1662 nucleotides. RefSeq names its product cousin of atonal (gene cato). Gene Ontology annotation, molecular function: DNA-binding transcription factor activity, RNA polymerase II-specific; protein dimerization activity; E-box binding. NCBI's taxonomy places the organism in Eukaryota, Metazoa, Arthropoda, Insecta, Diptera, Drosophilidae. Gene Ontology annotation, cellular component: nucleus. Gene Ontology annotation, biological process: axon development; positive regulation of transcription by RNA polymerase II; sensory organ development. The record is from RefSeq and is a predicted model, not a curated record.
GUGACCCAGUCAUCAACGAGGAUCCGAGUCCAUCUAGCCAUAUCUGUCUGUCUGUCCGUCAGUUCGCAAGUAUCUCAGAUCCUAUAAGAGCUAGAGAUUUGUAAGUUUUUAUCAUAUCAAACACUUUGUUUUCGUGCUAAACCAAGUAGCAGUUGCCCUUGGACUCAGCCAAUACUUGAGACUAGCACAACAAUUGUCGCGUGUCAAGCGAUUCAAACAGUUCGACAAAAGGUAGCCCAAAGUAAGUCCAAAGGACAUUUAUUGCCUCUCCACUCCACUCGACACGAGGGACAGCGCCAGAGCUGAGCUCGAGCCAGAGUUUGUUGUGGCCAUAUGGUGCCGGUUGCUGGAGUGCGGCUCGAUGCAACAUAUGUCUGUAGCCAGUAGCUCAUCCUCGCUCUCACCCUCGCUCAGGCCUCUCGCUUGCUCGUGCUGUUGUGUGCUGUUGAGCGUGAAAGUCACAAAUUAUAGAAAAAGAGAUCACAUGCCAUGAUAGCGGCAAUUUGGCAAGCUAUGACGCGUGCCAGGGCCAAGGCGAGAGCGGCACAGCAUGAAUGAGGCAAAGGUCAAAGUAGUAGGCGGGAGCGAGCGAGCAAGAGCAAGAGCGAGAGAGGGAGCGAGAGCGAGGGAGAGCGCAUCUAACCCCUAACUGGCCGCCCCUGUUGACGAUCCUUAAUAUGGUAAUGAUGAAGAUCCUGGCUGAGGGGCAAGGGGUCAUUUGCGGGCCACACUCAUACAAACUUGGUCAGCGCAGCGGUAAUAAUAUUUGUGCAACUAGGCACCGUGGCCCGAAGGGUGGCUUUGCGUCUAACUGCAGCAUAAUCAUUUCGUCUCUGGCCAGCUCGUGCCGCUCGCGCGUCAGUUGCAGUUGCGGCACAACAUUCGAGCCGUGCAGAGCUGAAAACGCCAAAGAAAUGAGCCGCUACUACUCAUCGGAGGAGGAUAACAGCUCACAGUAUCUGGGCAGUCCCAACUACAAUCUAACGCUGAUGUCCAGCGCCACGUCGGCGCAGCAGUACAACCAGGUGGCGUACUUGUCGCCCGACUGGCAAUUUCUGGAUGCCACAGGCGGCGCCUUGGAGCAGCAACAGCACCCAGCACCCGCCAGCUAUGAUGAGACGCACACCAUGCAGAUGCAGCAUGUACUGCCGCAGGAUGAGAGCCAGCAGCCGCUGAAGAAGCGCAAAAUAGGCCCGCGCAGAUUGAGCGUACAGUCGACGCCCAGCUCGCUGGUGCUGAGCCCCACGGUGCAGAAGCGGAGACGGCAGGCGGCCAAUGCGCGCGAGCGAAAGCGCAUGAAUGGGCUGAACGAGGCAUUCGACAGGCUGCGCGAGGUGGUGCCGGCGCCCUCCAUUGACCAGAAGCUGUCCAAGUUCGAGACGCUGCAAAUGGCCCAAUCCUACAUAUUAGCGCUGUGCGAUUUACUGGACAACAAUGGCGAGGACGUGGAUGCUGCCGCCUACACGAUCUUUGGCGGUAGCGAAAGCAGCUUUGAGCUGGCAUCUUAAACGAUAAAAAUAGGAAUAUUAUAUAUUAUAUAAAGAGCGUUAUUUGGUUAAAAUUGAAUCUAAGAUUUAAGGUUUGUGAUUUUCUUCUAACUGUAGCAUUAUAAUAAAACAUAUUGCAUUAAAUUAAGAACAUUAUUAAAGAACUUCAAAUUUA